AUGUCCAGGUUCAAAUUGAUUGAGGUUUCAAUACCUCAUCUCGCAUAUAUUCUUUUGGGCGGAUUUAUCGUCUUCUUUGGCAUGUUCUCGCUGUUCAUUCGGGAGAAGUUGUACAUCGGGGAAGCAUGCUGGGCGUUUCUCUUCGGUGUCAUCAUCGGGCCCUACUGUGCAAAUAUAUUCGACCCUCGGGAUUGGGGCGGAGGAGAUAUCGCAACGACAAACACCAUCGUGAUUGAAUUUACGCGAGUUGUCCUGGCCAUCGGCGUCUUCGCCAUAGGCGUGGAACUGCCGAAAGCGUACAUGGCCAGGCACUGGAAGAGCCUCUUCUUUCUUCUCUUCCCUGUCAUGACAUGGGGCUGGUUUGUGUCAGCUGGCCUCAUAUAUGCGCUAAUACCAGGACUCAAUUUCCUCUCCUCCUUGGCAGUGGCAGCCUGUCUCACACCUACUGAUCCUAUCCUUGCUGCGGCCGUUGUCGGUGGCAAAUAUGCAGACAAACAUGUUCCUGCACAUCUAAGGCAUCUCCUUGCCGCGGAGAGCGGCUGCAAUGACGGAGCUGCUUUCCCAUUCCUAUUCAUCGCGUUGUACCUCACCAUAGAUAAAAAUACAGACAACGCCAUCAAAGAUUGGUUUCUGUUAUUAUGGCUAUACCAGAUCGCCGUUGGUAUCAUAUUCGGCGCCGUGCUUGGCUUUGGAUUCAGAUAUCUCAUGAAAUUCUGCCAACGCAAGGAUCUCAUUGAUCGGCAAUCAUAUGUUGCACAAUACGUCUCGCUUGCAAUGCUCACUAUCGGCGCAAAUACGCUACUCGGCGCAGACGACUUGUUGGCAGCUUUUUCGUGCGGAACUGCCUUUGCAUGGGAUGGUUUCUUCAACAAGCAGACGGAGGAAGCUGUGUUUUCAUCUGUUAUCGAUCUACUCUUCAACAUUGCUGCGUUCAUAUUCAUUGGCGCAUGGAUGCCCUUCGACGAUUUUUCCGAUGCCACGUUGACGUUGACCCCUUGGCGAUUGAUCGUGAUCGCGAUUCUCAUCCUACUGUUGAGGAGGCUGCCGGUGAUGAUCGCUCUGUAUAGAUGGAUUCCGGAUGUGAAGACACUCCAGGAGGCCAUCUUCAGUGGACACUUUGGCCCUAUGGGCAUUGGUGCCGUAUUCAUCGCCACCCUUGCUGUUGAACAGCUGCCGGAACCUGAAUCGCCGCCAGCCACUCAGGCCCAGAUGCUUGCGGCAUCCAUCCAGCCUAUCGUUGCAUUCAUGGUCCUCUGCUCUAUCACGAUACAUGGCCUGUCCAUCCCAUUCUUCUCGCUUGGACGCCGCGUGCAUUCUGUCUCGCGCACUUGGUCGCGGCAUGACACAUUCGGUACACUCGGUGGACGCGUGUUGCCUGAGUGGACGACACAAACCCGCCCCGUCGUCGCUGGUGAAGACAUUGUCAUCAAUCGCGAUCGCGAAAGCGCGAUGGAGGCUGGAGUGCUACCGCCGCAUGAAAAAGGACGAAGACCAGAGUCAUAUGAGAUGAGGGAGGAGUCUACCACAACGCAAGACGAGAAGGAAGAGGGCUCAUCAAGAAGUCAGGAUGAGGCCGCCAUAAGACCGAACGGCACGGAUAUGAGGGAGGAGAACCUGCCAGAUGGCGAGGAGAACGUGCAGGAAUGGAGGGAAGGACAGAACAAGGUCGUUGAGCGGCGCAGAAGGCCCGGGGAAGAUGUAUGCCUCCACGUUAUGAUCAUGGUUGUCGCUAUUGCUCACGCUUAUAUCCAGGUUGAAGUCGAAGUGCAGGACAAUGCGUUCGGGCCCAAGUCAACAACCGCGGAGAGAAUCGAUGCGGCUGCGGGGGCUGCGGCGAACGCCGUGAAUGAAAUUAAGUCAAAGAUACGCCGGACACCGCGCGACCUCGAAAACGCACUUCAUGAUGUUGAACAUGACAUUGAAGAAGGGACAGAGCAAUUAGGACACAGAAUCGAGGACGCGGAGCAGGCGGCUGCCAACAAAGUCAAACGUGUAGCUGGUGUACAGGACCAGGACGAGGAGGAGGGCUGGAUGUCCGAUGCGAGCGAGGGAGACGUGCAUGGCUCGGCAUCUUCUGACGGGCGCAAGCGUGCGAAGAAGUCGACCAGGUCGCCGCCAACACGACUAAGCCAGGGGGGUUCACGUCGACGAACCUCCAUGCGUCGACGUGUGCUGAGUCCUCGUGUGUCCCAACAACGGUCGCGAAGCGAGGAUACAUUGUCUACCGUGGAUCGCCAUGAUGAUGGCGGCUAUGAAGCUGGUACGGAGGCGUCUGAAGGGGAACGCGGCCGACGUCCACCUCAUACCAGCAGCACGUCGUCAGUGCCACGUGCGGGACAUGCGCGCAUAGAAUCCCUGUGUUCCAUGGACUUGCGACUACAAGGACGUGAUCAGUCUCCUGCACGGUCGCUGCGAUCUGUGCACUUCGCAGAUGAAUACCGGGGCAAUCAUACGCCCUCUAUCUUACGCUCGCCUUCCUUUCCGGCAACGCCGUCCCCAGGAAGCGAGGCUCCGUCUGAGGGUGAAAACGAAUCACCCUCUCCAAGCGUUCCUGAGACGCCUCGGAAUGGUCAGGUCAGAUUUUCUCUGCCCGAUCAUAACGAGAGGCGGUAG
Laetiporus sulphureus 93-53 is the source of this 2613-nucleotide messenger RNA. RefSeq lists its product as uncharacterized. Gene Ontology annotation, cellular component: plasma membrane. The record is from RefSeq and is a predicted model, not a curated record. The coding region runs from base 1 to 2613 and encodes 870 amino acids. The transcript is spliced from 8 exons. Gene Ontology annotation, biological process: regulation of membrane potential; proton export across plasma membrane; sodium ion export across plasma membrane. Gene Ontology annotation, molecular function: sodium:proton antiporter activity. Lineage: Eukaryota; Fungi; Basidiomycota; Agaricomycetes; Polyporales; Laetiporaceae.